Messenger RNA from Aureobasidium namibiae CBS 147.97, 2964 nucleotides. RefSeq names its product ribonuclease R. Gene Ontology annotation, biological process: rRNA catabolic process. NCBI's taxonomy places the organism in Eukaryota, Fungi, Ascomycota, Dothideomycetes, Dothideales, Saccotheciaceae. The transcript has 2 exons. Gene Ontology annotation, cellular component: cytoplasmic exosome (RNase complex); nuclear exosome (RNase complex). Bases 1 to 2964 code for a protein of 987 amino acids. Gene Ontology annotation, molecular function: RNA binding; endonuclease activity; 3'-5'-RNA exonuclease activity. The record is from RefSeq and is a predicted model, not a curated record.
AUGACAAGCUUAAAGCGUUCGUACGCUGCCGACAGCGCUGCGCCGAACCUCUCGAGCAAGGUCUAUAUUCGCUCCACCAAGAGUGGCAAGGUUCAAAAAAUUGUUCGCGAGCUCUACUUGCGCGAAGACAUCCCUUGCUCAUCAAGACUAUGUGCUCGCUGUCUCGAGAUCGCUCCUACCGACUAUCAUAACAAGGUCGCUCCGUUUGUGCUUUCCGAGACUCCUGGUGGAACAAAAUCAUUUCCCAAUGGCCACUACAUAAUUCCCGACACCAAUGCUUUCCUCACCGGAAUGGAUCUUUUUGAGCUCGAAACCGCCUUCUUCGAUGUUAUUGUACUGCAAACUGUUCUGGAGGAAGUCAAGAACCGCUCUUUGCCUCUCUACCAUCGCCUCAUCAGCUUGACCAAGAACGACAGCAAGCGCUUCUACGUCUUUUUCAACGACUUCAGACUGCAGACCUACGUCGUUCGCCAAGAUAAGGAGACCAUCAACGACAGAAACGACCGCGCUGUUCGCCGCGCCGUCAAAUGGUAUGCCGACCAUCUCGACGAGGCUGUCAGCAAGCGCAAAUCCAUCAGAUGUCCCUCGAUCGUCAUGAUCAGCGAUGAUCGUGACAACAUCCGUAAAGCUAAGAACGAUGGUAUCACUGGAUUGUCAUUGCGCGACUAUGUCUCUGGACUCGACGAAUCAGAACGUUUGUUGGAUAUGGUCAGCGCUGGUCAGGAACAGAGGGUUGGCAAGCAAACAAAGGGCGAGCUGCUCUACCCGGAUUACCUUUCUGUCUCAAAGAUGAUUACUGGUGUCAAGGCUGGAACCAUGCACCAAGGAACAUUCAACGUAUCACCCUACAACUACCUAGAGGGAUCCGUCUUCGUCCCGGCAUUCGACAAACCACUACUUAUCAUCGGAAGAGAGAACAGCAACAGAGCAAUUUCCGGAGACAUUGUGGUUGUUGAGGUUCUGCCCAAGGAUCAGUGGAAGGCUCCUUCAUCCAAGAUUCUGGAAGAGGAAGUUGUCAACAAGAACGAUAACGCGGAUGCAGACGAGGGUGAGGCCGUUAUCACUCAGCAGGAAAAGCGCGCAUUGCAAGAGGAAGUCAAGAAGACGCAUGGCAAGAGUGCUGAAGGAAGGCCGCAACCUACUGCUCGCGUUGUUGGCAUCAUCAAACGUAACUGGAGACAGUAUGUUGGUCAUGUCGACAAAGACUCCGUAAAAUCCUCGACAAAGCAGAGCCGAGCACAGCAGACUGUCUUCUUGAUUCCCAUGGACAAGCGCAUCCCAAAGAUUCGCAUUCGUACCCGCCAGGCUGGAGAUCUACUCGGCAAGCGUUUGCUUGUCACUAUCGAUGCCUGGGACAGAGAGUCGAGAUACCCUGUUGGUCAUUUCGUCCGCUCUCUCGGAGAGCUUGAGACCAAAGGCGCCGAGACCGAAGCUCUGCUUUUGGAAUGGGAUGUACAGUACCGACCAUUCCCCAAGACUGUCCUGGAUUGUCUGCCUGCCGAAGGUCACGACUGGAAGGUGCCCACAGACAUGUCUGACCCUGGCUGGAACAAGAGAAGGGACUUGCGCGAUCUGUUGAUCUGCAGUAUUGAUCCUCCUGGCUGUGUUGAUAUCGAUGAUGCACUACACGCCAGAACGCUACCGAACGGAAACAUCGAAGUCGGUGUCCACAUUGCUGAUGUUUCCAACUUCGUAAAGCCAAACAACGCCAUGGAUCAAGAAGCAAGUUUGCGUGGUACCACCGUGUACCUAGUCGACAAGCGUAUUGACAUGUUGCCCAUGCUGCUCGGUACCGAUCUCUGUUCUCUGAAGCCGUACGUUGAGCGCUUUGCUUUCUCGGUUAUCUGGGAACUCACACCCGAGGCUGACAUUGUGCGCGCUGACUACACCAAGUCGGUCAUCAAGUCAAGGGAAGCUUUUGCUUACGAACAGGCCCAAAUUCGUGUCGACGACCAGUCUCAGCAAGAUGAUCUCACCAACGGUAUCCGAAUGCUCAUGAUGUUGUCGAAGAAGCUGAAGAAGAAGCGUAUGGACGCUGGUGCUUUGAACUUGGCCAGUCCUGAGGUGCGUGUCCAGACCGAGUCCGAGACUGCAGACCCCGCAGACGUGCAGACCAAGCAGCACUUGGACACCAUGUCGUUGGUUGAAGAGUUCAUGCUUCUCGCCAACACCAGCGUCGCCGCUCGCAUCUACGAAGCUUACCCCCAAACUGCCUUGCUGCGUCGCCACGCUGCUCCUCCAAAGACAAACUUCGAAGAGCUUUCCAACCAGUUGCGUGUCAAGCGUGGUAUGGAGUUACGGACAGACAGCUCUAAAGCUCUUGCCGACUCGCUAGACACCUGCGUGGAACCAUCAGAACCUUUCUUCAACACACUCGUCCGUAUCAUGGCUACUCGUUGCAUGAUGUCAGCCGAGUACUUCUGCUCAGGCACUCAAGCAUAUCCCGAGUUCCGCCAUUACGGUCUCGCCAGCGAGAUCUACACUCACUUCACUUCCCCUAUCCGUCGUUACGCCGAUCUCGAAGCUCAUCGCCAGCUCGCAGCCGCAAUCGACUACGAGCCCCUGGACGCCAGUCUGCUCUCAAAGGCCAAGCUGGAAGGCGUGUGCAAGAACAUCAACGUGCGCCAUCGCAAUGCCCAGCAAGCUGGGCGCGCCAGUGUCGAGUACUACGUCGGCCAAGCACUCAAGGGUCGCGUGGUAGAUGAAGACGGCUUCAUCAUGCGCGUCUUCUCUAACGGCAUCGUCGUCUUUGUCCCUAGAUUUGGCAUCGAAGGUCUGAUCCGUCUGCGUGAUCUUGCCACCCCUGAGCCUGAAAGCGAGUUUGACACUGAAAAUUACAUUCUCAAGAUCAAGGGUGAGGGUAUUGAUAGGAAUGUGGAGCUGUUCGAGAAGAUCAAGGUUAGGAUCUCGGAUGAGGCUGAAGAGAGCACUGGAAAGAGAAAGGUCAAGCUUUCGCUUUUGUAG